ACCAAGACAACCAGCGCUGAAAUGAUGACAUGAUACAUGUCAUCAUUGAUCAGAUUGGGGAAUCCAUCCUGCAGAAUGAUUACUUUUACUUUACUUGAAGUACAUUUAGCUGAUAAUACUGUACUUUAUAUGAUUCUGAAUUGGGUCGUUAUGCAAGAGGUUACAUGACACGUAACCUCUUGUGUCAUGUAACCUGUUGCUCCCCAAAACCUAUAUGGUAUGUACUUCAACAGUUAAGCAAUGGAAUUGCAGCUAUUGGUGACAGCGGUUCGUUUUUUAGACCUCACUUCCCUCCCUGCUGCCUCUGGGUGAUAAACAUAAUUUGACCUUUAACCUGGAGAGAUAUAGGGUGACACAAGCUGUAGUAAACCACUUUAAACUUGCUCCUAAAUAUAGUACUCUCAAGUAUAAUGUUUCUACCAGUUGCCUCAGUAUAUAGCCCCUUCAACGCAUGCUUUCGCUCCCUGCCUUUCUUCCUCAUUGCUACAGCUUUACCUUUUUUACUGAUGUUAUUUUUAUUUGACUCUUACUUACAUGUUUUGUUUUUGUUAACCUUGUGUGAACCCUAACCUGUCCUGUUUCACUCACUCUGACACCUUUAAUUUACCUGGUGGAGUUUUAUCUCUGUCUAUAUUUGUAUCUUAUCUUAUCUCUACUACAACUUAGGCUUCACAGAAAUAGCAGCAAUAAGUAUUCAGAUGUUUGGAUAGUACUUGUUCAUGAGCUGUCUCAUAUCAGUGACCUCCUUUCCGACAAACACUCCAGGAAACAGGGAACCAGAAACAUUAUUGUUUAAGUCAGCCAUGUUUUAUUGUUUAGCUACACCAGUUAUAUUAUUCCUUUAUUUUUUUUAAGACAUAAUGUUAUUAUAAUGCAAACAUAAUCAAAUACAAACACUGUACAGUUAAACAUUAUAAAAUGACAAUCAACAAAUGUAAGGGAAAGCAGAACGAGACAAAGGUUAAGAGAAUGAUAAACUUAAAUGAAUCUGAAAUCAUUCACAGAUGAUGGAUACAUAAUUAUUUCUGACCUGAGGGUCAUUAUGUGUGUGUUUGUUAUCGCUGUUAUGAUUCUGUUUAGUUUAGUUUUUGUUGUGUGCUUUUGUGUGCUUUUUCCUGUCUCCCCCCUCCCUUCUCUGUUUUCCUCUGCAGGGCUGGUGUGUGACAGGGAGUUGGCUAGCUCCUCCCAGGAGCAGACGAGGCACACCUGUUUCCACUCACCUCUUCACCUGUAGAUAUAAAAGCCCGGUCCUCAUGCUACUUCCCUGCCAGAUAAUUCCUUCGACCCUCCGGUGUGUCUCGCUGCUCUCCUCGUCUUUUGGAUUUUUGCCUCCUGUCCCUGACGACUCAGUGCCAGCCAACUUCCUGACUCCACUGCCGUCUUUUUUCUGUUUUCUGCUUGAAUAAAGCUUUUUGUUUUUUUACCAUCUCUCUCCAGUCUUUUGCUUUGGGGUCCAAGAUUCUAUAGGCCGUAACAUAAUUAUCUGGCUAAAGCAUGGACCCCGCAGAGACUGAGAAAUUGAAGCAAGCUAUUUCGACACAGGGAGCUCGUGUGGGGCAGCACGAACAAGCGCUACAAGGUAUCAUGGAAUCCCUCCACAACCUUACUGCCGGUUUCACUCAACUCAGCGGCCGCUUGGACCAGUCUUUCAUCCAGCUCAACAUGCUGACGGCUCCAGCUCCUGAGAUUCCAGUCAUUCAUCCCGGCCAACCCCGUGAACCAUUCAUCCCCACCCCUGUGAGGUAUUCAGGUGAUUCAGGGACAUGUAGUCAGUUUCUUCACCAGUGCUCCAUAGUUUUUGAUCAGCAGCCUUUAACUUACUCCUCUGACAGAACUAGGGUAGCUUUCGUUAUGAGUUUGUUAUCGGGUAAAGCAGCUGCAUGGGCGGUGGCCAUAGCCAAGAGUAACCCAGCUAUCUAUAACUCCUUUCCUGUGUUUGAGACCGAGAUGUAUCGAGUUUUUGACCACCCGCUUCAGGGUAAGGAGGCCGGUAAUCGGCUCCUUUCUUUACGCCAGGGUUCUGAGUCAGUCUCCACUUACUCAAUUGAUUUCCGCAUUUUCUCGCAGCAGAGAGCGGGUGGGAUGAGACGGCUCUACAGAUAGCUUUUUCCUGUGGAUUAAACGAGGAGUUAAAGGACGAGCUAGCUGCUCGAGAUGAGACUUCGUCCCUUGAGGAGUUAAUUUUGUUGGCCAUUUGCUUAGAUAAUCGCCUCCGUGAGAGGCGUAGGGAGAGAACAGACAGGCAGAGAUUCACCACGUCCGCCUGGACAGUCUGCACCUCCUCACCAACGCCUGGAGCCUUUCUCCUACCGGGACCCACCCACCGUCUCCUCAUCCCUAAGCCCAGAGGAGCCUAUGCAGCUGGGGAGAAUGAGGCUUUCACCUGCUGAACGGGAACGCCGUUUCCCUCCAGAGGCUCUGCAUAUACUGUGGUCAGGCUGGCCACAUUCGAUCCAACUGUUCCGCUCGGCCAAAAGAGCAGGCUCAGCAGCCAGGGGAGGGGCGCUGGUGAGCCAUACUUCUGUCUCCCCUUCCCACGCUAAUCGUCUCCAGUUAAAGGUCUAAUCUCUCCUCAGAACCCCUUCCCGAGCCCAAGAAUUGUUUUCCCUUGAUGGUAGGCUUCUUGCCCGUGUAACUCACCGUACUGCCCCAGUGUCAUUGUUACUCUCAGGUAAUCAUCACGAGACCAUUUCCAUUUAUCUCAUUCCCUCACCCCUUUCUCCGCUGGUGUUAGGUCUCCCCUGGCUUAAACUCCACAACCCACACAUAGACUGGGCCACCUUAUCCAUCGUCAAUUGGAGUUUGUUCUGCCACUCUCACUGUUUACACUCUGCCAUACCCACUACUGUUACUUCCAAACCUGUUCCCCCCCCAUACCUGUUGACCUCACGUCAGUUCCCUCUGAGUAUCAUGACCUCCAGGAGGUUUUCAGCAAGGAUCGUGCCCUGUCUCUACCACCUCAUCGACCUUAUGACUGUGGCAUUGACUUGCUCCCCGGUGCUCCCUUGCCUUCGAGCAGACUUUAUAAUAUCUCCAAGCCUGAGAGGGAGGCCAUGGAGACUUAUAUCACUGACUCUGUUGCUGCUGGUCUCAUUCGCCCUUUUCGCUCUCCAUUGGGGGCAGGUUUUUUUUUUUGUUGACAAGAAGGAUAAGACUCUACACCCCUGUAUUGAUUUCAGGGGCUUGAAUGACAUUACUGUGAAGAAUAAGUAUCCUCUCCCGCUCAUAGACUCAGCUUUUGGUUUCCUCCAUCAAGCCACCAUUUUCUCUAAGUUGGACCUCCGAAAUGCCUUCCACCUAGUUAGGAUAAAGGAGGGAGGCGAGUGAAAGACUGCGUUAAGACGCCCCUGGGACAUUUUGAAUAUUUAGUUAUACCUUUUGGGUUAACUAACGCCCCCGCUGUGUUUCAGGCACUCAUUAACGAUGUCCUUCGUGAUAUGCUUAACAGAUUUGUCUUUGUGUAUCUUGAUGAUAUCCUCAUUUUCUCUCGUGACCCCCAAGAACAUGUCCAACACAUGAGGUUGGUGCUGCAGAGACUUCUGGAGAACAGACUUUAUGUUAAGGCUGAGAAGUGUGCAUUUCAUGUUUCCUCUGUUUCAUUCCUGGGUUUUGUGGUAGAGAAGGGACAGGUCAGAGCCGACCCUGCCAAAGUCAUGGCAGUGGCCGAAUGGCCCACUCCUACAACGAGAAAGCAACUCCAAAGGUUCCUUGGUUUUGCCAACUUUUACCGCAGGUUUAUUCGUGACUAUAGUCGAGCAGCCGCCCCACUCACCAAGCUCACCUCAGUUAAAGUUCCCUUUGUGUGGUCAUCUGAAGCUGAGGCUGCUUUUGCCAUGUUGAAGUGUUUGUUUUCCUCUGAUCCUGUGUUAUCUCACACAAGUGGUCGAAGUGGAUGCCUCCGACACUGGUGUAGGGGCAGUCCUCUCCCAGCCUCCGACCAGAAAUUGCAUCGCUGCACCUUCUUUUCCCGCCGGCUCUCCCCGGCAGAAAGAAACUAUGAUGUGGGAAAUCGGUAGCUUCUGGCAGUAGUCUUAGCCCUGCCGGAAUGGAGGCACUGGCUUGAAGGCACGACUCAUCCGUUUGUGGUAUGGACGGACCACAGAAACUUAUCUUAUCUCCGUUCUGCUCGCAGGCUCAACUCUCGCCAGGCUCGGUGGGCGCUUUUUCUGGGCCGGUUCAGCUUCACCCUCACCUAUCGGCCAGGCUCACGGAACAUCAAGGCAGACGCCCUGUCACGUCAGUUCGCUCCUCCGGUUGAGGAGCCAUCCGCGGGAACCAGUCUUCCAUCCUCCUGUGUGGUGGGAGCAGCCAGGUGGGAGGUUGAGAGGGUGGUCCAGGAGGCACAAGAGGACCAUCCAGCUCCUGAGGAUUGUCCACCGGGUCGGCUGUUCGUUCCACCGCACGCCAGAUCUUCAGUGCUCCAGUGGGGACAUGAUUCUAAGAUAGCUUGCCAUCCAGGAGCACUUCGGACUCUAGGCCUCCUCCAACAACGCUUCUGGUGGCCCUCCAUGUCCUCUGACGCCAAGAAGUAUGUCGCCGCCUACUCCAUCUGCGCCAGCAGUAAGGCAUCCCACCGCGCCCCUGCUGGUCUUCUCCGCCCUCUUCCCAUUCCUCAUCGGCCUUGGUCUCACAUCGCCAUGGACUUCGUGACGGGUCUUCCCCCAUCGGAAGGAAAUACAGUUAUCCUGACUAUUGUUGACCGCUUUUCCAAGGCCGUACACUUCGUUCCCCUACCAAAAUUACCUUCUGCUCUGGAGACUGCUACACUAAUCACCCAGCAUGUUUUUAGAUUGCAUGGCAUUCCUCUGGACAUUGUUUCUGACAGGGGUCCGCAAUUUGCCUCUCCAGUCUGGAAAGCCUUUUGCCGGGCGUUGGGGGUGUCGGCCAGUCUGUCAUCAGGUUACCACCCGCAGACCAACGGCCAGACUGAGCGUGCGAAUCAGGACCUGGAGGCAGCCCUUCGCUGUGUCUCUUCUCACCAUCCAGUCUCCUGGGCCUCCCACCUGCCUUGGGUUGAAUAUGCCCACAACUCCCUGGUUUGCUCCGCCACAGGAAUGUCUCCAUUCAUGGCUUCUGUUGGGUUCCAACCCCCUCUCUUUCCCACCCAGGAGAGGGAUGUGGCAGUCCCCUCAGUACAGGGGCAUCUUCGGCGGGCCCGCAGAGUCUGGCACGAAGCUCGAGCAGCUCUCGCUCGCACUGCUACUCGCAACCAGAGGCUUGCAGACCGCCAUCGCACUCCAGCCCCGGACUACCAGCCCGGUCAGAAGGUCUGACUGUCCUCCAGUGAUCUGCCACUCCAGACUGACUCCCGCAAACUGGCACCCAGUUUCCUCCAGUCCUCUGAUUCCUCCGGCCGAGCCCCCUCCUCUCCCCCGGAGUAUUGACAAUCAUCCUGCUUUCACCGUCCAGCGGUUGUUGGAUGUACGAAGGCGAGGCCGGGGGUUCCAGUACUUGGUGGAUUGGGAGGGGUACGGGCUAGAGGAGCGUUCAUGGAUCUCCCGCUCCCUGAUUUUGGACCCUGCUCUCCUUAGGGACUUUUAUGAGAGGGCUGGUGUGUGACAGGGAGUUGGCUAGCUCCUCCCAGGAGCAGAUGAGGCACACCUGUUUCCACUCACCUCUUCACCUGUAGAUAUAAAAGCCCGGUCCUCAUGCCACUUCCCUGCCAGAUAAUUCCUCUGUGUUUCGACCCUCCGGUGUGUCUCGCUGCUCUCCUCGUCUUUUGGAUUCUUUGUUUGGAUUUUUGCCUCCUGUCCCUGACGACUCAGUGCCAGCCAACUUCCUGACUCCACUGCCGUCUUUUUUCUGUUUUCUGCUUGAAUAAAGCUUUUUGUUUUUUACCAUCUCUCUCCAGUCUUUUGCUUUGGGGUCCAAGAUUCUAUAGGCCAUAACAAUCGCAGCCAUUUUCCCCAUUUGUUCUUCAAAUAUAUACACUUUAUUUCUAAUUCUUGUAGUUAUUGUUUCCAUGUCAUAUUUUUCAUUCACAAUAUCCUUCCUUUUUGAGUUCAUAAAGUUAUUAACAAAUGUAUUAUCAAGACCAUUUUAACCAAUUCCUUUUAAUUUGUUUAAUUACUGCUACUCUACUGGUGAUAUUUACUCUUCUUUACGGUUUAAAUGCAGCUCUGCUUCUUCUUGUACUGUGCAUAUUUGUGUAUGCUUAUGUCUGUUGAGAAAAUGUAUACAAAUACUACUUGAGGAGUAAAUGUGUGAGUUCAAAUGUUUACUCAAGAAAAUGUCAAAAUGACUAGUUCCUCUUCAGAGUCAAGAAAAAGUGAUGUGUUGACUUGUAUUUAUUUAACAUUAAGUUCAUACAAAGUAGGGCUGUGCAAUAUGGAAAAAAUUAAAUGUAUCUAAUCAAAGACCCCUAAAUUAAUGUCUCUUUAACCAUAUGGAUAUAAUACUCUAAUAUUGCCCAGCCCUAAGAUAAACAAAUAAAACUGUUCAGUUAGAAAUCUUUACGCAUUGCAUUUCAACCGUUUUGUGAAUUUCACAUUAAAUAUAGUGUCUAAAUGACAGUAUUUCAUUAAAAAAUUCAGAGGUGUAUUGUUUUACUUAGGUAGCAAAAGUAAAUUGUAGAAAUACUCUGUUACAAAUAAAAGUACUCCAACUCUUACUUUUAAGCAGAAGUACAAAUGUAUUAGAUGUAUUGUAUUAGCUAAUAAUCUGAAUCUGUAAAGUACAGCUGUCAAAUAAAUGAAGUGCAGUAAAAAA
Molecule: messenger RNA, 6708 nt
Organism: Gymnodraco acuticeps
Lineage: Eukaryota; Metazoa; Chordata; Actinopteri; Perciformes; Bathydraconidae
Exons: 4
Coding region: 4780-5559 (259 amino acids)
Source: RefSeq, a predicted model, not a curated record